This is a messenger RNA of Setaria italica (foxtail millet), 2415 nucleotides long. RefSeq names its product dof zinc finger protein 2-like. Lineage: Eukaryota; Viridiplantae; Streptophyta; Magnoliopsida; Poales; Poaceae. The transcript has a single exon. Gene Ontology annotation, molecular function: DNA binding; DNA-binding transcription factor activity. Gene Ontology annotation, biological process: regulation of DNA-templated transcription. The record is from RefSeq and is a predicted model, not a curated record. Bases 566 to 1597 code for a protein of 343 amino acids.
UAUACACACAUUUACAAACACACCACCGCGUAUACCACCACUAUUAUACACACGCACGGACCUGCUACUUGACCCUUAUCACUUGUUGCGUCGUCGUCUUCUCAUGGGCGGCGGCGUCUGCGUCGGCUAUAAAGCUGGCUAGGUUAGAGUGCGUGCGCCCCCUUCUCUCCCCGCGCGCUCAUCUCGUAGUCGUGGCGCUUGGAGCAGCGGAGUGGUUGCUGCCGGAAGCCCAAGCCAGCCGGUAUUUCUAGUGCGUAGUAUCGCCAUCAGCGCUCAAUAAUACUAGCGCACGCUCGCUUUGUUUUCUAGCCCUUGUCAGCGAACCUUCCCCCUGAAAACCCCACCCACCCUUCCUCCGAUCCUCCUCGCCUCCGCCUCACUUGCUUCCAUUCUUUCCACCACCACCGCUCCCUCUCUCUCGUCGCCUCCCAGGCCCUUAAUUUCUCCCUCUACGCGGAUCACCGAAAGCUAGCUAGCUACCUGCUCGACGGAGGACCGGCGGCCGGCGAUCUGUGCCGUCAAGAAGUCAAGAAGCUAGUAGCUAGCGCCUAGCAGAGAUAUAUACAUGGCUGGCGCGGGGGGUGCGACGGCGGUGCAGCAGCCGGCGGCGGGAGCGAGGAGCGGUGCCGGCGCGGCGGGCGCGCCGGUCGCGGACCCGCGCGCCGAGGCGCUGCGGUGCCCGCGCUGCGACUCGGCCAACACCAAGUUCUGCUACUACAACAACUACUCGCUGUCGCAGCCGCGGCACUUCUGCAAGGCGUGCAAGCGCUACUGGACGCGCGGGGGCACGCUCCGCAACGUCCCCGUCGGCGGCGGGUGCCGCAAGAACAAGCGCUCCAGGAGCAGCAGCGGCGCGGCGGGCGCCGCCGGGAGGAGCGGAUCCUCGGCGGCCGCGGCAGCCGCCGCCGCGGCCACGUCGUCCUCGGCGGCGUCCGCGCUGUCCCUGCCGCCGCCGGCGGGGUCCCUGCCGUCCCUCACGUCCGCGCUCGGCCUGUCCGGGGGCACCUCGCUGGCGUCGCUGCUGCUCGGCACCGGCGCCGGCGGCGACCACCUCGGCCUCUUCCACGCGGCCAUGCAGUCGGUGGUCUCCUCGGAGGCGACCGCCUACGAGAUGCAGCAGCAGCAGCAGACGCAGGUGGACCACCUGCUGGGCCUCGGCUACGGGGGCGCCGCCGCGCAGAUCCAGCUCAAGCCGUGGAUGCAGGACGCCGGGGCCGGCGGCGCGGGCGGGAUCAUGGACAGCUUCUACGCGCCGCUGCUGUCCAGCUCCCUCGUGCCGGGGCUGGAGGAGCUGCACGUCAAGGCGGAGGCCGCCGGCGCCGGGGAUCACCAGCAGAAGGCGGCGCCCGGGGACCAGCAGAGCGGCAGCUGGGAGCUGCCGACGCCGUCGUCGUCCAACGUCGACGCCAGCAUCAUCGCGUCGGACGCGCUCAUGGCGGCGGCCGCGUCCAUGAAUCCCGCGGUUAGCUCCACCUCCACGGCGGCGACCACCGCCCCCUCCUCGUUCAUGUACUGGGGCAACGGCGGCAUUGGCGGCGCUGCCGCGGCGUGGCCAGACCUCGCCAACUGCGGAUCCUCCAUUGCCACGCUCUUCUAGCCGCCUGGACUGUCCUGCUGGCUCGUUAACUUUAUUUUUUUUUUCACCUUGAUUUUCUGGUUAAUUUUUUCUUGACUACAAUAACAUGUAAUUUGUGGGGGAAAGCUGAGAUGAGAGAGAGAGCACUGUGGAAGGAGAGAGAUCAUCUCAUCUCAUAGGGCAGAAAAUUAGACAAAUCAAACAAUGAUCCAAUAUUUCAAGAGGAUUUCUUCGCCGAGUCGAACAUCGGAUCCAUGAUCUUUGCCGUCGAUCGAUGAUCAAGGCGGUCGACAACUUGCAAGCAUGGAUUUAGAAGGAGGAGGAGAUCAUGAGACCAAGGAUAGAGCGAAGAAGCCAAGAAGUGUAAGUGCAGUGCUGCCAUGCCACCACUUGUUAUUUGCGUCUUCUUGGCUAGCUUCUCCUUGGGUGUUUUGUACAUAGGGCAUAUGGUGGGGGAUACAAUAGCUAAGGUAGCCCAUGAGAGACCAUGGUGCAAGUCAUGAGUCUCUCUCUCUCAUCUCGGCAUUUUAAAUCAGUGUGUUUAAUUGGUUACUCUCUCUUUCUCUCUCUACCAUGGAUUUGGGAAGAGCUCUCUAGAUGUACAAGUUAAUACUAGUACUUUUUUCCUACCCCUUUGCAGCUGAAAUAGAGAACUGUUUUUGAGUUCUCAUGCAGUAGAGUUGUUAAGGGUUCAUGCAUCAAUUUCUUCCUUCCUUCUUUGAUCUUCUAGAGUGGAAUCAAUUUCUCUUUCUUUUGGGGGGUUUUGUUUCAAACUUGGCUUGUACGAAUUAUGAUGACUUUGUGAGUUAUGGGAAAUUUAAACACAUCUGCAGUUCUCA